ACGAGGGUCCCCGGCCGGCGGCCCUCCCUGCGCAGGCGCGGCGGGGCGGAGCGGCCGACUGACUGACUGGCGGGGCUGACGACGGGCGGCGGCGGCCGUCACCAUGAGCACCCCGGGGAAGGAGAACUGCCGCCUGAAGAGCUAUAAGAACAAGUCCCUGAACCCCGACGAGCUGCGCAGGAGGAGAGAGGAGGAAGGCCUCCAGCUCCGCAAGCAGAAGAGAGAAGAGCAGCUCUUCAAACGCAGAAAUGUGGCCACGGCAGAAGAGGAGGCGGAGGAGGAGGUCAUGGCGGACGGGGGCUUCCACGAGGCCCAGGUCAACAACAUGGAGAUGGCGUCGGGUGGCGUCAUCACGGCCGAGAUGAUCGACAUGAUCUUCGCCACCGGCCCCGAGCAGCAGCUGGCGGCCACCCAGAAGUUCCGGAAGCUGCUUUCCAAAGAGCCCAACCCUCCGAUCGACGAGGUCAUCAACACGCCGGGAGUGGUGGCCAGGUUCGUGGAGUUCCUCAAACGCAAAGAGAAUUGUACAUUACAGUUCGAAGCGGCCUGGGUGCUGACCAACAUCGCCUCGGGGAACUCCCUGCAGACGCGAGUCGUCAUCCAGGCCGGGGCCGUGCCCGUCUUCAUCGAGCUGCUCAGCUCCGAGUUCGAGGACGUGCAGGAGCAGGCGGUGUGGGCGCUGGGGAACAUCGCGGGAGACGGGACCGUGUGCAGGGACUUCGUGCUGGACUGCACCAUCCUCCCCCCGCUCUUGCAGUUGCUGUCGAAGCAGAACCGCCUGACCAUGACGCGGAACGCCGUCUGGGCCCUGUCCAACCUCUGCCGGGGGAAGAACCCGCCGCCUAAUUUCGCCAAGGUGUCCCCCUGCCUGAACGUCCUGUCCUGGCUGCUGUUCGUCAACGACACGGACGUGCUGGCGGACGCCUGCUGGGCGCUGUCCUACCUGUCGGACGGGCCCAACGACAAGAUCCAGGCCGUCAUCGACGCGGGCGUGUGCCGGAGGCUGGUGGAGCUGCUCACGCACGGUGACUACAAGGUGGUGUCUCCCGCCCUCCGGGCCGUGGGGAACAUCGUGACGGGCGACGACGUCCAGACCCAGGUGAUCCUGAACUGCUCGGCCCUGCAGAGCCUCCUGCACCUGCUGAGCAGCCCGAAGGAGUCCAUCAAGAAGGAAGCCUGCUGGACCGUCUCCAACAUCACCGCGGGCAACCGGGCCCAGAUCCAGACCGUCAUCGACGCCACCAUCUUCCCCGCCCUCAUCACCAUCCUCCAGACGGCCGAGUUCCGGACCCGGAAAGAGGCGGCCUGGGCCAUCACGAACGCCACCUCCGGGGGCUCGGCCGAGCAGAUAAAGUACCUGGUGGACCUGGGCUGCAUCAAGCCGCUGUGCGACCUGCUGACCGUGAUGGACGCCAAGAUCGUCCAGGUGGCGCUGAGCGGGCUGGAGAACAUCCUGCGGCUCGGGGAGCAGGAGGCCAAGCGGGGCGGCACCGGCAUCAACCCCUACUGCGCCGCCAUCGAGGAGGCCUACGGCCUGGACAAGAUCGAGUUCCUGCAGAGCCACGAGAACCAGGAGAUCUACCAGAAGGCCUUCGACCUGAUCGAGCACUACUUCGGGACGGAGGACGAGGACAGCAGCGUGGCCCCGCAGGUGGACCUGAGCCAGCAGCAGUUCAUCUUCCAGCAGUGCGAAGCCCCCAUGGAAGGCUUCCAGCUCUGAGCCCCCCCCCCCGGCCCCCCGGCCCCCCGCCCGCCCGGAAGGAGAGAAUCGCAACUGACGUAGAGAGGCGGGAUGGCCCGGCGUGGAAAUAAGCUACGUGCGACCCUCCCCCCUCCCCGACCCCCGGUCCGGAGGCCGGCGGGGACGAGGGGGCCGGGGGAGCGGGCCGCCGCCUCGGGCCCUCCCCGCGUCCCGCCCGGCGGGCCCCGUGACCCCCGCCGGCGGCCCGCGGACCGGCCGGGGGCGACCCCCGUGACCCGCGGCGCUCGCUCCGGGUGACCGGCGCUUUUGCCGGGCCUCCCCGCCCCCCGGCCCGGCCGCUUCGUGCCCGCGCUUGACCGGCGGAGGGACUUGGAUUCUUCGUCCCCUUAGGGAGCAAAUCAGAUGGUUUAAUUUAACGGCAGAGAGAAGCCUCGACGUUGCCUUUACGUCCCGUAGAGCGACUGUUCUUUUUUCCAGAACAGGGGGAGUAGAAGCACUGAGUGGCAGGAAAAAAAUCUCGUUUUUAGCUUGGGUUUUUUUUGUUGUUUUUUUUUUUUUUUCCGUGGCUGGAUUUUUUUUUUUUUCCCCUUUUCCGUUUUUUAAUGGUAAAUUUCCAAUGCCCCGCCGUUUCUACGGGACCCGUUUUCGAUCGUGGACCUUUUAUCGGACGGGAUGAAAAGACGACCUAUUUUGUAAACUGAUUUGAAUAGAUCUAUGAAGUACACGCUCUCACACACUCACACCACACACACAGGGAAGCUUCUCUCCCCCCUCCCAGGUAAGAACAGCGGGGGGGGGUGUGCGAGUGUCGGGGACACCCCCCCCCCCCCCCCACACACACGCACCGGUCUAGACGAGUGAAUUAAAAUGGAGAAUCCAUCGCAACGGG
This is a messenger RNA of Ornithorhynchus anatinus (platypus), 2591 nucleotides long. RefSeq names its product karyopherin subunit alpha 1 (gene KPNA1). Gene Ontology annotation, molecular function: protein binding; nuclear import signal receptor activity. The record is from RefSeq and is a predicted model, not a curated record. Gene Ontology annotation, biological process: NLS-bearing protein import into nucleus; postsynapse to nucleus signaling pathway. The coding region runs from base 104 to 1720 and encodes 538 amino acids. Gene Ontology annotation, cellular component: cytoplasm; nucleus; nucleoplasm. Lineage: Eukaryota; Metazoa; Chordata; Mammalia; Monotremata; Ornithorhynchidae. The transcript is spliced from 14 exons.